AUGCCUACGAAGGGGGAGAGGGGAAAAGCGACGGACUUCAGCAUCGCGGCCAUCAUGGCGCCCAGGGGUCCGUCCUUCGGGCAUUACCACCUGCAGGGCAUCGGCAACGCUGCUGCCACCGCUAAUACCAGCCUAGAAUGCCCAACCGGCAAGGGAUUCGUUGCUGGAUCAACAUUGGAUCAUCGUGUUCAAGCGUCGCCGGUGAACAUUGUGGCGACGGCGACAGUGGUGACGGAGGAGGCGCUCCUCGGCGACGAAGAGGCCGAGAACUGCGAGGGCGAGAGCGAGAGCACCGAGAAGUCCGCGAACGAGGAGGACGAGGAGGUGGACGUCGACGUGGAGGAGUGCAGCAGCGUCGACGAUGGCCCGGUUCACGGGAUGCUAGCCGACGAUCGCGCCGGCACGCCCUCGCGGAAACGCGGCGCGGACGGUGGCGGCGGCGGCGGCGGUGGCGGCGGCGGCGGCUGCAACGGGGACGAGAAGAAGCAACAACGUCUGAGGACCAGCUGCAACUCCGACGAGCUGCGUGACGUCGAGUGCCACCUCGAGACCAAGGAUCUCUGGGACAAGUUCAACGACCUCGGCACGGAGAUGAUCAUCACGAAGACCGGCCGACGAAUGUUCCCGACGUGCCGGGUAUCCUUCACCGGGCUCAAGUCCGAGGGCCGUUACGCAGUAUUGAUGGACAUCGUGCCGGUCGACAACAAGAGGUACCGAUACGCCUAUCACCGUAGCUGCUGGCUGGAGGCCGGCAAAGCGGAUCCGCCGGCACCCGCGCGACUUUACGUGCAUCCCGAUUCACCCUUCACCGGCGAACAAUUGCGGAAGCAGGUUGUCUCCUUCGAGAAAGUGAAGCUGACGAACAACGACAUGGACAAGCACGGCCAGAUCGUACUGAACUCGAUGCACAGGUAUCAGCCGAGGAUACACUUGGUCCGUUGUCGACACACCGACGACAACAACGUGCACAUCACCGACCUCCAGAAGGAGGAGCACAAGACGUUUAUCUUUCCGGAGGCCAUUUUCACCGCCGUCACGGCGUAUCAGAACCAGCUGAUAACAAGAUUGAAGAUCGACAGCAAUCCAUUCGCCAAAGGUUUCAGGGACUCGUCGAGACUCACCGACUUCGAUCGAGAUCCAAUGGAACUCAUGGAACAGCAACUGGUCAGAUGUGGCGUACCCCCGGUGAGAAUCUACGAACAUCUCGCCAUGCCGUCGCCGGUCGUGGUGGCCGCGGCCGCGGCCGCGACGUUGGGCGUCCAGCAGCAGCAGCAACAGCAGCACCAUCAGUCGUCCGCGCAACAGCAGCAACAGCACGAGAACGGCGGAGCGCACGGGUUGCCGCCCUGGCUGUCGCCGGCGUCGACGGCGCUCCUGUACGGCACCAGGGGCGCAGCCGGCUCGCCGUCGCCCUACUCCACUGCCGCCGCCGCCGCCGCCGCCGCCGCCGUCGCGGCCAACCCCGGCUUCCCGUAUCCGACGACGCUGCCGUGGCCCUGGCAACCGCCGCCCUCCGUCGCGAUGAUCUCGCGACGAUCCUCACCCCCCACCGCGGCCAGCCUGAGGUACGUGCCCUAUCCACCGACGGCCAGCACACCCCCGCCGCUGCGGGCACGCCCGUCCUCCCCCAAUUAG
Molecule: messenger RNA, 1635 nt
Organism: Wasmannia auropunctata (little fire ant)
Lineage: Eukaryota; Metazoa; Arthropoda; Insecta; Hymenoptera; Formicidae
Product: T-box transcription factor TBX20-like
Exons: 6
Coding region: 1-1635 (544 amino acids)
Biological process (GO): regulation of transcription by RNA polymerase II; positive regulation of DNA-templated transcription; cell fate specification
Cellular component (GO): nucleus
Molecular function (GO): RNA polymerase II cis-regulatory region sequence-specific DNA binding; DNA-binding transcription factor activity, RNA polymerase II-specific
Source: RefSeq, a predicted model, not a curated record